AUGGAUGAAGUAAAUGCAGAUGGCUUGGUCGAGACAGGUAUUUUUGAAAGGAUCCAGGCACUUGUAAGGAGUUCUGAGGAUGGCGACUUCAGAUGUGUUGGGCCAUGCGCUCCAAAAAAGAGUGAUGUAGCUGAGCAAUGCACGGAUAUACCCAGUAACGAUGCUGCCAUAGAUAAAGGAGGCAGUAGAUUGAAUCUGUGGAGGAUCUCCACUCAGAUAGUUGUUUUUGGGCAGUGCUGGAACAACAGCACAGAGAGCAUGACGAAGAGGAACAACAAGGACGAACUGAUUGCGUUUAUGAAUGCCAAUUAUGGAGGAAGAUGCAUGAUUUGGUGUUUUGAAGACAUAUUUCCGGACUCGUAUAAUGUCCAGAGGAUGCCAGCACUUGAUUUUGACCUUGGGGUUGCAUACAGAAUGUGCUGUGCAGUCAAAUGCUGGCUGGAUUUCAGUUCCAACAAUGUGGUUGCAUUUGAGCUUCGGCAUGGAGAUGACGGCAGGCUGAAGUUUGUGAUUGGGUGUGUAAUGAAACAUUGUGGAGUUACUGGCGAUGGAUUCUGUGUGGACGAUGCCUGCUUUGAUGUGUUUCUGUCUUCUUUGAUGAAUGCGAAUACUGUUAGAAGGUACAUUAGGUAUUUUGAAUCUGCAAGCAAUAUGAAAUAUGAAGGAAAUCACAGCAUUGUUUUGAAGCAAUUGAUAGUCACUACGAUUCCAAUUGCACAUUCUGUUGACUUUCAGGUUGGCAUUUCAAUCAAUGGAAGAAGCAAAGUGCUGUAUGCUGCCCAGGAAACUACUUGUGACGAAGAUGCUGUUGGCUGUGGCCAUGGUGUCUAUAGAGAUGAAGAUUAUGUGGUGUUUAGUGAGAUUGGAUGCAAUGUAUCGGAAGAUAUCCGGAUAGAAAUGUGGUAUUAUUCGAAUGAGAAGCACGAGAAGGUACUGAGCCUUAGAGUCAAUCCUCUUUUCUACAGACAAGGAGUAUAUAGAUUCACCCUUGAUGACAUGGAGCUUGUUCUGCCAAGAAACAGGUUCCAGGAUGACUUCUCUGUUGAUCUAGUGCUGGUCGAGGCAGGAAGGGCCGAGAAAAAGAACUUGUGUUUCGACAAGAUCGACCACAUCCAAGGCAUCAAGAUGCUGAACGACGGGUUCUGGAGGGAUUAUGACCGAGAGAUCUAUGAACGGCUUGCUUCCCAGGGAAUCAAUGAAAUUGUAUCAAAGAUUUGUGCAUACAUGCGAUAUGACACACAGAGAUGCUCUGAAUUUGCACGAGAUCUAGAAGCAAAGGGAGUAUGCACCAAUCGAAACGAGCCGUGCAUCUCUGGCCAUGUGAGUAUGAUGCUACGUUGCAGACAGAGUGCCAUUGCUGGGCAUGAUACAGACGAUACAGAAGGAGUCCAGAAUGAAGGCAGCAGCUGCACGGAUGGCAACAGCAUCAAUCCGGCUCUUCUUAAAAGCAGAUCAGGUAUUGAUGUGCGUAAAACACUGUAUUUGAUAGAAGUAGAAUGUAGCAAGCUACGCUCAGUAGAACAGAUCAAAUGCGAAAUGCCAAUCAGAAAUAGCAGACAAGCUGUACCAAAGAAGCAAAUCAUUCGAAAGAGGCCUGCUUGCGAGUAUGGCGCCAGCAGUAUACUCGAGAAGGUUGUUAAAAAAUCACUGCACAUGACUCCAUUGCCAAGAAUAGAUGGAACAAUAUUCAGUGAGUGUUCAGACAUCGAUGUCAGAAUGGAUCUCAAUGUGUUUGAGGAUAUGCUUUGCGAAACGUUUGUGGAUGUGGAGAAUACAAAUAGCAAUCAAGCAAGAACAGCAGCAAUCAUAGACAGCAACAGGCUAUUUUUGGCUUCUCUAUCAUUAAGGCAUCUUGAAUUAAAAGGAAUCACGCCUGAAAACAUUUAUACGUUCUUAGAGUCUCCAGAUAGUCCUCUAGAGCUUCAAGAUCUGUUGAACAUUGAAAAGAUGUAUCCAGAUAGCAAUGAGGCAUCGAUUCUGUCAUUGGCACAGCCAGAAAUGCUUAAUGAGGUUGAAGAAUCGAUGCUGAGAUACUCACGCCAUGCAGAUGCGCUCAGACUUGCAGAGAUCCUGAUUUUUGAGAGAAAGUUUUUCUGUGAGAUAUUCCUGAUCGAAGAUACCUUGAUUGGGCUUCUGAUGCUGUAUAACCGUGUUAUUGAUAGUCGUGGACUGAAGGUUCUUCUGAAGGCUGUCCUUGAGAUAUGCAAUACUGUAAACUUCAAAUACUCGAUGGCCCGAAAGAAAAUACCUGGGUUUCGUAUUUCUAGUCUGUGUGUGUUCAGUGGAUACAGAGGAAAAAACAACGUGUCGCUGUUUCCAUUUCUGUUCCAUGUGAUGGAGGCGAACGGCAUUGCUAUUAGCGAUCUGCUUGAUGAGUUUGCAAGCAUCCACGAGCUUAAAGCUGAAGAGCUGUCGAGGAUCCGUGAGAGAAUCAAUUUGUUUAUUGGGAUGUACACAGAUAAUCUCUUUGCACUGAAUGUUCUCGAUGCCAAGCACCAGAAAGCAUACUCCGGGUUUUUCUUGUUUGCAUGCAACAAAUUGGAAUAUGUAGCAGAUGCAUACAAAGAAUGUAACCUGAAAUCAGGCAUAAUCGAUCAUAAAUUUGGAGAUUAUGAUGACGGUAAAUGCACAAGUGCCAUUCUAGUUGCUCUAUCUGACUUUUUCCACAACAUGAAGAUGCAUUUCCAAGCAUACAAUAGAAAUCGAUGCUAA
Molecule: messenger RNA, 2712 nt
Organism: Ordospora pajunii
Lineage: Eukaryota; Fungi; Microsporidia; Ordosporidae
Exons: 1
Coding region: 1-2712 (903 amino acids)
Source: RefSeq, a predicted model, not a curated record